AUGGGCACGUCCACCAAACCCAGCGAUCCUCUCAUCUGUGUUUGCCAACACGACAACGUUCAAGAGCCAAGCCGACGAAGAGAAUGCAGUGCGCCCAGAACGGGUCGCACACAAGGUGUCAGGCCCGUUUCGGACGCAGCACAGCGUACAGCCUCGCUUCCUGACGCUGCCGACGGUUACACGCUCACGUCGUGUACCAAAUCAACCCUCUCCUCGCAGCAGGCCCUCCCUGCCCCGUCGCUCAAAUGCCGUUUCCGUCUCUCCUCGCCGUCCACAAUUUACAACCCCGCUGGCACCAGCCCUCGUGCUACCAGACCGUGCUGCUGA
This is a messenger RNA of Parastagonospora nodorum SN15, 327 nucleotides long. RefSeq lists its product as hypothetical. The record is from RefSeq and is a predicted model, not a curated record. Lineage: Eukaryota; Fungi; Ascomycota; Dothideomycetes; Pleosporales; Phaeosphaeriaceae. The transcript has 2 exons. The coding region runs from base 1 to 327 and encodes 108 amino acids.